Messenger RNA from Daphnia magna, 2018 nucleotides. RefSeq names its product Down syndrome cell adhesion molecule-like protein Dscam2. NCBI's taxonomy places the organism in Eukaryota, Metazoa, Arthropoda, Branchiopoda, Diplostraca, Daphniidae. The transcript has 7 exons. Gene Ontology annotation, biological process: axon guidance; dendrite self-avoidance; homophilic cell-cell adhesion. Gene Ontology annotation, molecular function: cell-cell adhesion mediator activity. Bases 826 to 1413 code for a protein of 195 amino acids. The record is from RefSeq and is a predicted model, not a curated record. Gene Ontology annotation, cellular component: axon; plasma membrane.
UGGCAAUCUCUUUUCUUUUCGAGUCAACGUUUAUUCAGAAAUGGCAACCGUCGGCAUGGGACGGAGGUUGCAACGGCUCAAAUGGACUACAGUUUGUGAAAGUUGGAAAAGUUCCUCGAAAAAAUUAACGUCACGUGAUGUUGGCCAAUGGCGACUUGCAAGUUUUGUCUGCGCAUCAAGGCGACGAGAAUCAUUUGUAUCAUUGUCGAGUUCUCGUCCAGCCCAUCAGGCAAACAAUGACCAGUUUCACUGCUGGACGAAUCAUCCUCAGUCAAGAAACCAGGACAAAGAUGGCACAAGUCAUUGUAGAAACUGUGAAUCGAAUUCGAAGUUUGGCGUGGACGAGAUUCCGUUUUACCUUGUGUUUUUCAUGGAUAUCUUCCGCAUAAAAUCAAAUGGUACAAAAGUCUAACGAUUCAGUAUGGCAAUUUGUUGUUGCCACUGGUGACAUCAGCUGCCACGCAAGAGCAUCGUGAUGGAGUGCUGGGACUUGGGCGUCAUCGCCUCAUUGGUGGCACUUUACUCAUCGCUUCCGUCGUCACCGAAGAUCAGGGCCGUUACAUUUGAUUCGUCAACAGUUCCAUUGGAUUAGUCGAAUCACGUACCGAACUCAUUUUUCGUGUCAAAUUACAAGUCAGAAUCGUUGAACGUCGUCGUCGCCGCAUAGAAUGCACAGCACAUUUAAGUCACCGAUCCAGAAACGUCCGUCACCAUCACGUGUCAUUUCUCCGGCCGGUUGUCAGUUGGCUCAAAGAUGGCCAGCGCUUCUUGGUGGGUAAUAGUGGUCGUGUUUCUUCUUCAUCCGGCGACGACGGCUACACCGAUAUGGUCCAGUUAUCCAUUUCGUCCGUCCAACGUGAAGAUGAGGGAAUAUACCAAUGCCUGGCAUCCAAUGACGAAGGAGAUUGGGCCCAAGCAUCGGCCCAGCUGGCCAUUGGAGCAUUUCCUCCUCAUUUGAAAGAAACGUUCAGUCGGCAAGUUGUACAUCCGGGAAGUUCAGUCUCGUUGAAAUGUUUGGCCUCUGGCACUCCGCUGCCUCAUUUCACUUGGACGCUGGACGGGUUUCCGUUAUCGCCCGUUUCCGAACGAUAUUUCCUCGGCCAGCAGCAACAAACGGGUCACGACGAUCUUGUAGUGGCUCAUCUCAACAUAACCCACGUCCGAGUCGAAGACGGAGGCAAUUACAAAGCGUUUGUGGCGUUUGUGCGAACAGUGUGUAGCGGAGAAUCGAGUGGGUCGCGUAGAGCAUUCAGCCAAUUUGCAUAUUUACUUCAAUUCAAUGGCAGUUUGACGAUCGAUCCGUUGGAUAAGAGCAGCGACGCCGGUCUUUAUAGUUGCGAGGUGCGUGGCCAGAACGGACUCUCGGCUCGCCAGUCACUUCAACUCAACAUCCUCGCUUUGCGAAAAUAUUGACUCGGCGCCUUUUUCUUUUCCCCCUCCGCCCUGUAAACUUGCUCGGUCGCUGAGUAUACUCUUUGAUGAUGAGAAAGUCAACAGCGCUUUUCUAUCCGGUCUGGAAGCAGAAAAAAAAUUUAAAAAAAAGGAAGCAAUGAAAGCAAAUGAGACAGACCGACUAUAUCGAUCCAGCAGCCAGAAGCCAAUUUAAGUCUUUCCCCUUUUAUUUUUAUGAAAAACAAGAAAAAGGAGAUGAGUUAAGUGGGUAGGAAGGAUAAAUUUAGAAAUUUCUCGACGUUUUUUUUUGUUGUUGCUUCCGGUCGCCGGAAUUUUGUUAAAAAAACAAAACAAAAAACACGAAAAAAAAAAACGAUAUUGGAUACAGAUGCGCCUCAUAUAAUGGCAAUGAGCGAUUCGGCCAUGUUGAAUGCCGGCGAGCGAUUGGCUCUUCAAUGCGCCGUAGUUAAAGGUGGAUUGCCGUUGUUCGUCAGCUGGUCGAAAGAUGGCCAAAGGCGCGUUUUGGCGUCUACCUGGUUGAUCAGGAAUGAGGUUGAGUUGCGAUCAACCGCAUUUUUGUGUCAACCUGGUUGAACUGAACCAAUGUUUUGGCGACAACUGAUAUU